Messenger RNA from Peronospora farinosa, 1434 nucleotides. The record is from the annotation of a GenBank genome assembly. Lineage: Eukaryota; Oomycota; Peronosporomycetes; Peronosporales; Peronosporaceae.
AUGUCCAAGAAAUUGACAUUUCCCGAUGGUUUCAUGUGGGGCACAGCCACUGCCGCCUAUCAGAUUGAAGGUGCUGUGAACGAAGGUGGACGUGGUGAUUGCAUCUGGGACGCUUUCUCUCGCACCCCGGGCAAGGUCGUGAAUGGCGAUACUGGUGACAAGGCCGUAGAUCAUUAUCAUCUCUAUAAACAAGACGUGCAGUUGAUGAAAAAGAUGGGGCUUCAAGCUUAUCGUCUUUCUAUCGCCUGGCCACGUAUCAUUCCUGCUGGCAUUGGCAAAGUGAAUGAGGAAGGUGUCGAGUUCUAUAACAAUCUGAUCAAUGAACUACUGGACAAUGAUAUCAUACCACUCGUGACGCUGUACCAUUGGGAUCUGCCAUUGGCAUUGCAGACAGAGUACGAUGGCUGGCUUGGUAAUACAUUCAUUCAGGAGGCCUUUACGCAGUAUGCACGUGUGUGUUUUCAACGCUUUGGGGAUCGAGUCAAGAACUGGUUGACACUGAAUGAACCGUGGUGUGCGGCCUUUUUGGGCUAUGGCAAUGGUAUCCACGCUCCAGGACGCAAGAGCAAACCGCAGACAGAGGCUUAUCUCGCUGGUCAUAACAUGCUGCUAGCCCAUGCACGAGCCGUGGAAGCCUAUCGCAAUGAGUUUCAAGCCGUACAGAAGGGCAAGAUUGGCAUUACACUUAAUUGUGACUGGCGUGAACCAGCACCGACAGAGGACCCGGUGCAAAAGGUCAAGAACGAGGAGGCUGCUGAACGUUCGCUGCUCUUUUCCCUCGGAUGGUUUGCUGAUCCGGUCUACAAAGGAGAUUACCCACAAGUUAUAAAGAACCGCUGUGGACUCCGUCUACCAAAGUUUACGGAAGAGGAGAAGAAGUUACUGAAAGGCAGCUCGGACUUCUUCGGUCUUAACCACUACGGACUCAACUACGUUGAGCCAUCGGCUGAGUACGACGCCAAGAUCCCGCCGCCGAACGACAGCACUGGCGGUCUUGGACCUGAUGAAGGAACGAAGCUGACAUCUGAUGACUCCUGGAAACGCACAGAUAUGGGCUGGAACGCUGCUGGAUGGGGCUUCCAGAAACUAUUGGUCUGGAUUCAGAAGCGCUACGCGGUUCCGAAUGGUAUUCUGGUCACGGAGAAUGGAUGCGCUUGGCCAGAUCGCACAAAAGAGGAGGCUCAGAACGACGACUUCCGUGUCGAGUAUUACAAGGAAUACCUUACGGGUCUACAUAACGCUUUGGCGGAAGGUGCAGAUGUGCGUGGAUACUUUGCUUGGUCUUUCGUGGACAACUACGAGUGGGCCGAGGGCUACACAAAGCGGUUUGGGCUCCAUUGGGUCAACUACGAGACCAUGGAGCGUACGCCGAAAAAGUCGGCGCUUUGGUACGGCGAUGUCAUCCGCAAUAACGGGUUUUCUACUACCGCCUAG